CAACAAUAAACAAAUUCAGUGAAAGGAAGCGGAUCGACGAUUUUUUAACCUGCAGUCUCGCAGCCAGCACACGAGUCUGCCAGAUACGAGAGGCUGGAAGUCGUUUAUUUUUAUUUUAUUUUAUUAUUUUUCUAAAACGCAGUCAGCUCAAGGUGUCGGCUCAGCCUCCCUGCAGCCUCCAGUCCACCGCCGAGCGAACAAACACCGUGGACGCUGCAGGCUAACGCCGAUGGGAAACUCGCGUUAGUCCUUUAAUCAAGCUGGCUUAGUGCAAACUGAUGAAGAAGAAGAAGAUGAUGAUGAUGAUGCGCGAACAAGUCUGACGGAGAUGUUCAUCACUGGUUAUCACCCCCUCACCUGAGCCCAGCAGCCUUCACGCACAAAGUGGAGUUGGAUCCGUCUGCAGGUGGAGAUGUGUGCUCUAACAUGCUAGGACCAUGUUCAAAAAUGUGUUCAGCUCAGGGUUUCUGGUGAGAACAGCUCAUGUGAUUCUGACAUGGGUCAUCACGCUGAUCCUCUUCCUACAUGACACAGACCUGAGGAAGCAGGAGGAGACAGGCGACCUGGUCCAGCCGGUGUUCUUCGUCCUGCUGGUGCUGCUGUCGGUGCUGCUCUAUUUUGCUGUUUCACUCAUGGACCCUGGCUUCAUCCUGUCUGAUGACAGCGACCUACAGUUCACCCUGGGAGUGACGGAGGAGCAGCAGGACAUGAUCCCGCCCACCACCAAGUCUCUGCGGCAGCGGCGCUGUGGCCACUGCCUGCUUCAGCAGCCAAUGAGAUCCAAGCACUGCCAGACGUGUCAGCACUGUGUCCGGCGUUACGACCAUCACUGCCCCUGGAUUGAGAACUGUGUUGGCGAGAGGAACCACCGGUGGUUUGUGCUUUACCUGGCGGUCCAGCUGCUGGUGCUGCUGUGGGGGCUGCACAUGGCCUGGACGGGCUUCAGCUACGCUCCCACCUGGCAGCUGUGGCUGCGCACCAACGGCAUGCUGCUGGCCGUGGCCGUGCUGGUGGCUCUGCUCUCCCUGACGGUGCUGCUCCUGCUGGGCUCCCACCUCUACCUGGUGUCUCUCAACACCACCACCUGGGAGUUCAUGUCGCGCCACCGCAUCUCCUACCUCAAACACUGCGGCGCCGAUGAAAACCCCUUCGACCGCGGCACCUUCCACAAUCUGUGGGGUUUCUUCUGCGUCUGGGGCACGGUGGUGUGGGAACAGGUGUACUUCAGGGAGGGAAGCGACCAGGUUUAGUCAGGUAAUGCAGGGGGACACACUGCAAUGCCUCGCAGGCUGAAAAGACUGGACAACACACACUUUACGACUGACUUUGGCACACGAUUUUUUUGUCUCAUCGUCAGAGCCAUCAGGCCCCAUUAGACAGAUCAGGCACUGCACCGAGGGCCCUGCCUUCCUCAGUAUAGGGCUCCCACAACCAAUCAGAUUUUUUUAAAGCUCAAGCCUACGAAACUCAACAAAUUCAAUAUGAAGAAAAAAUACUGGAGCAUUAGUGGAAAAAAAAAGACACCAGAAAAAUAGCAAAAAAGAGAACAAACUGUAGAUGUUAUUAAAAUGACUAAAGGUCAGAUCAGUGAUGCUGAGUCAAAUCUCUUGUGUUGAAAUGCUUGCGAAAGUUGUGUGAACGCAACCUUCACAAGCUUUUAACCUUUAAGAUUCAAUCGGCUUCUUUCAAAAACAUGCGAAAAAGGCUGAUGGCAAUUUAGCAAGAAAUGACACGAAAAUAAGCAAAAAAUUAGUCAAAAAUCAUAAGAAAAGUUUAAAAAAAGACAAUUUUAGAAGUAAAGUGCCCAAAAAAUCCCACAUUGAGUUUUGUUCAUAAGCUGAAAUAAAAGGUUUUAGAAUCUACUCUGGGGCCUACAUUGAUCUGUUCAUGGUAAAAUGCAGGUGCCCUCUAAUGUUGUUUUGUGUCGGGCCCCCAAAUGUCUUAGAACGGCCCUGCUCACCGUCAACGCACACUUGACACUAAGUUGGAUUUGGGGAUUGCGAACCUGUCCGCAAGAUAAAAACAGUGAAUGAGCAGUGCGGGAGUUGUGUGUGACGGGUGAUGCAGUUGACCUUGCGCAGGCUCUUGUGCCAUAACUCCGCCAACCUCUCCGCUUCCAGUAGCUCAGUGCUCAUGGAUCGCUUGCUCGUCUCUUCUUGCAGUGUUGGUCUUUUCCACAGUUCCUGUAUAUUAAUCCUCCCAUCUCCCUCCAGAGUCAACACUAUCAUCAGGCUGUGUAGUGUGUCCCCAGCAUGACUUACCUACUCAUUGUUACCAUCUGAACAACUAGCUACCUGCACUAGAGAUGUUUCCUUACUCUAACAGUUGUUUACAACCAUUUAAGUGUACCACGAGCAUGUAUUUCCUUUAAAACAGGAAGUUACAUCGUUUGCAGACACUUUACUGCCCGGUUCAGGGCCGUGUGACUUAACGCUGGUCACCAAGUUGUUGGCGUGAUGAGGGAUUGGAAAGCCCUGCCGGGACACAAGCUUGGUGUUCGCUUGUUUGUGCAUCCUCGUCCGACCUGACCUCGCCCCAGCUCCCUCUGCUGAACGAGUCAUGUGACCAGCGACUUGAUGUUGUGAAAAACUCAGCUUUUACCAUGAAGGGUGUAUGGUAAACCUGACUGAUGGACUGUUAAUGAAUUAUGAGGUUUACUUUUGAUAAAGGACCAUUACGGUGAUUUUGUAUGUUUGGUGUAACGUCUACAAAAUGUAUCUACUUCAUGUUUCUGCUCAUCUUUUCCCAAAGCAAACAGCCAUAUUUUAGAACUCCCAUGUCAUUUUUCUUGCCUUUUAUCCAGCCGUUGGUUUCAAUGAUCUGAAAAUGAACCACUAUUCCAUCUCUGUAAUAAAGUCGUCCACAUUAGUUUUCCUAAAAGCAGCAGCACUUGGAAUCAGGUGGAGUGAAAUGGUCCCUCCGCUAGAAAAAAUAGUCCCAGGGGAAACAUUUGCUUUACACAGCCAAUUAUCAGCUCUGCGGUUUAUGAACAGUGACGACUCUGUUAGUUGCAGAAGCAGAACAUUGUAAGGCGGGUGUUUGAACCAAAAACUAUCAUUUGAAAUUGAAGGGAUUUUGAUUAUAUGUUGUGAACUUUUCAUCACCCCGACAUGAUUUGCAGAAUGGUUUGUUGCAAUGUAAAAUGUUGAUAAACUGUAGUAAAUGGAUCAAACAUACAAAAUCAGCAGUAUGGUCCUUUAAUAUCUGUUAAUACUUUCAUAAACCUUUGAUCAAAUAAUGCAACUUCUUUUCCAAGCAUGUCUAGACAAUCCAGAUCUGUGGUUGGUAUAUUUAUAUUUUUUUCAUUGUUUACUCAGUGGGUUCAGACACUUGGAUUUGCAACGUGGUAGGUUUGCCAUGUCUGGUGUUGGAAGGUACAUUACUGUUGUGUUUCAUGAGAACAGCUGCUGUAAACGCUGGGCUUGAUGAACUCUGCACAGAGACGCAAUACAGGGUCCGCUCAGCUCAGCAGCUUUUCUUUAAACAACAAAAGUGUUUGCAUUGAGAGAAGCUGUCUGUAACCACUCUAAUAAAGAACAGCAAUGUUUUUUAAGCACGAUUGAGCAGUUUGAAAAUGGUGAGAAAUAUGUGAAUUCAUAUUGUUCCUAGUAACCAACAAAACCGAGAUGUGCGCUUUAAUUUUCAAUAGACGGCAUUUCCAACUAUUUUAUAUUGUAUGUCAUUUUCUAAACUAUUUUGGAACAGCCGGAGAUAUUUGUAUGACAGUUGAUUUAAUACGGUAGCUUAAAGAAGUACUGUGGAAUAGUAACUAAGAAGUAAGUAGAAAGCCUUGUGUGCAAUAAAUUGUUCGGUAUUUCCAUAUUAGCUUUCCCUUGUGCAAUAGUAAACUUUUGAGAGCAAUAAAUGUGGUAUUUAACUUAUUGUACCUUAGUUGUCUUGGACAAACUGCUUAUUGCUUCCAGUUAGACUUAAUGUCAAUGAGAUGUGGUUUAUAUGAAAUUACAUUUGAUUCAUGUUGUGUACUUACAUGCAAUUCAGUCAUGCAUUUUUUUUUUACUUUGAAAAUAUUGUAUUCCAUCAAUAAAUGGCUAUUUCAUCAA
Molecule: messenger RNA, 4061 nt
Organism: Myripristis murdjan (pinecone soldierfish)
Lineage: Eukaryota; Metazoa; Chordata; Actinopteri; Holocentriformes; Holocentridae
Gene: zdhhc12b
Product: zDHHC palmitoyltransferase 12b
Exons: 5
Coding region: 438-1250 (270 amino acids)
Biological process (GO): peptidyl-L-cysteine S-palmitoylation; protein targeting to membrane
Cellular component (GO): endoplasmic reticulum; Golgi apparatus
Molecular function (GO): protein-cysteine S-palmitoyltransferase activity
Source: RefSeq, a predicted model, not a curated record